Molecule: messenger RNA, 1676 nt
Organism: Phascolarctos cinereus (koala)
Lineage: Eukaryota; Metazoa; Chordata; Mammalia; Diprotodontia; Phascolarctidae
Gene: GRWD1
Product: glutamate rich WD repeat containing 1
Biological process (GO): ribosome biogenesis
Cellular component (GO): nucleolus
Molecular function (GO): protein binding
Source: RefSeq, a predicted model, not a curated record
CGGAGCCCGGGCCGCUGCGCGCAGACUCCAAGAUGGCGGCGCGCAAGAGUUCCGGGCGCACGUGUAGAGCCAAGGCCAAGACCCCGAGCAGCCCGCCGCGCGUCUACCUCCCGGGCCGCGGCCCGCCGCUGCAGGAGGACGAGGAGCUGGUGCGAGACCAGGAAGCCUACGUGCUGUACCACCGCGCGCAGACCGGCUCGCCAUGCCUCAGCUUCGACAUUGUCCGAGACCAGCUUGGGGAUGCCCGCAGCGACUUUCCCCUGUGCCUGUACCUGUGUGCCGGGACCCAGGCCCCCAGUGCUCAGAGCAACAGGCUGAUGGUGAUGCGAAUGCAUAAUCUCCACGGGACCCAGAAAAGUGAGGUGUCUGAGGACAGUGAGAGUGAAAGCGAGGAGGAAAAUGAAGACGAGGAGGAGAAGAAGCCCCAGCUGGAGCUGGCCAUGGUCCCUCACUACGGAGCCAUGAACCGUGUCCGGGUUGCGUGGCUCGGGGAGACCCCUGUGGCAGGGGUAUGGUCUGAGAAAGGCCAGGUGGAGGUGUUUUCCCUGCGUAGGCCCCUGGAAGCAGUGGAUGACCCCCAGGUCCUGGCAGCAUUCUUGAGGGACGAGCAGGCACAGACCCGGCCCCUGUUUGCCUUUGCUGGCCACAUGGCUGAGGGCUUUGCCCUGGACUGGUCCCCCCGGGUGCCCGGUCGCCUGCUGACUGGUGACUGUCAAAGAAACAUUCACCUCUGGACACCUACCGAUGGCGGCUCUUGGCAUGUGGACCAGCGGCCAUUUGCCGCUCAUUCCCGCUCUGUGGAGGAUCUGCAGUGGUCGCCCACUGAGGACACGGUGUUUGCAUCGUGCUCAGCCGAUGCCUCCAUCCGAAUAUGGGACAUCCGGGCGGCGCCAAGCCGGGCCUGCAUGCUCACGGCCCCCUCUGCCCAUGACGCAGAUGUCAAUGUCAUCAGCUGGAGCCGUCGGGAGACAUCCUUCCUGCUCAGCGGAGGUGACGAUGGUGCCCUCAAAGUCUGGGAUCUCAGGCAGUUCACGAGCGGCUCCCCAGUGGCCACCUUCAAGCAGCAUGUGGCCCCCGUGACCUCCGUGGAGUGGCACCCCCAGGAUGGCGGGGUCUUCGCGGCAGCGGGGGCAGAUGACCAGCUGACCCAGUGGGAUCUGGCGGUGGAGAGGGACCCUGAGAUGGGCAUCACAGAGGACGGGGAUCCCCUGGUGGCAGAGCUCCCCCAGCAGCUGCUGUUCGUGCACCAAGGGGAGACGGACAUCAAGGAGCUGCACUGGCACCCCCAGUGCCCAGGCGUGCUCAUCAGCACGGCCUUGUCUGGCUUCACGGUCUUCCGCACCAUCAGCGUCUGAGGCCUGCACCUGGGGAGGCAUCCGAGCCGCCUUGGUCCCUUCCCCCGCCCCUCAGCCAUAGCCUGGGGUGCCCUGCUUGGCCACAGAGGGGCCUGUGCCCUUGGACACAUUUGCCUUCAGAGAUGGGAGGUGGCUUGGCCUGGCCCCCCACGCUAGGGUGUGAUUUGGCCCACCUGCUUUCAGGGAUAGGCUGGUUCCCUCCCAACUCCAGUGCGCUUGGAUGGGUCUUGUCUUGCCAAAGACUUGAGAGGAGGGAGGGAAGGAGGGCCGACAUCACUGGAGAUGGGCAUGUAUGUGAUCAAUAAAAGCCACGAAAACAAA